AUUUGUCGAAUUAAAUAUUGACAUUUUUCAGAUAAGGGAAACAGAGUUGGAAUUUGGAGAGGGGAAGCUCAUUUCAAUGGAGGUCCUUGCGAGCUCUUCAUUAUCCCCAAUUUUCACUAAGCACAAUACUACAAACCCUAAUUUCUCAAUACAGGUGAAAUUGUUUGUAUCUCAGCCUUCAAAGAUUCUGAAAGCUAGCAGCUUUAGAUACCCUCAAACCCCAAGGAGGAGCAAUGCAAAGCCAGGACUCGUGUUCGUCUGUAACAGAUGUUUCUGUCUUCUCGACAGGAAUGAUCUUAGGAAGUUUUCCGGGAAGAUCAUGAUGAAAGCUUCAGUCAGUUUCAGAAAGAAUGUCUCUGUGGCAUUGGUUCGGCUUGUUUCUGUUCUGCUUGUCUCAUCCAUCUCUGUCGUUACAACUGCUGAUUCACCAUCAUGGGGUCUUAGUGAAGAGAAUCUUCUCUUCUUAGAAGCUUGGAGAACGAUAGAUCGUGCGUAUAUCGAUAAAACCUUCAAUGGGCAAAGCUGGUUUCGUUACAGAGAGUCUGCUUUACGCAAUGAGCCCAUGAACAAUCGAGAAGAGACUUACAUGGCUAUCAAGAAAAUGAUUGCAACACUGGACGAUCCUUUUACUCGGUUCCUGGAGCCUGGAAAGUUUCAGAGUUUGCGGUCUGGAACUCAAGGUGCGGUUACAGGUGUUGGGCUGUCUAUAGGUUACCCGGCUGCAUCAGAUGGAUCACCGUCUGGGCUUGUUGUUAUAUCAGCUGCUCCAGGUGGUCCUGCAAAUAGAGCUGGAGUUUCACCUGGCGAUUUUAUCUUAGGAAUUGAUAAUACAACCACUGAAACUCUGACCAUAUAUGAUGCGGCACAGAUGUUGCAGGGACCUGAAGGAAGCACAGUGGAGCUAGCGAUUCGAAGUGGACCUGAAACGAGACUCUUAUCUUUGACGAGAGAGCGAGUAUCUGUGAAUCCAGUGAAGUCAAGAUUAUGUGAACUUCCUGGCUCUGGAAGUUAUUCCCCAAAGAUUGGGUAUAUAAAGCUAACAACAUUCAAUCAAAAUGCUUCGGGUGCGGUCAAAGAAGCAAUUGAGACCUUGAGAGGCAACAAUGUAAAUGCAUUUGUCUUGGAUCUUCGAGACAAUAGUGGUGGUUCUUUCCCAGAAGGAAUCGAGAUUGCUAAGUUUUGGUUAGAUAAAGGAGUGAUUGUGUAUAUUUGCGAUAGCCGAGGUGUUAGAGAUAUAUAUGAUACUGAUGGAAGCAAUGCUAUAGCAACCUCCGAGCCUCUUGCCGUCCUGGUUAACAAAGGUACCGCAAGUGCCAGCGAGAUAUUGGCAGGCGCCUUGAAAGACAACAAACGUGCUCUGGUUUACGGAGAACCAACUUACGGAAAAGGUAAGAUACAGUCAGUGUUUCAGCUAUCAGAUGGUUCGGGCUUGGCGGUAACAGUUGCUCGUUACGAAACACCAGCUCAUACCGAUAUAGACAAGGUCGGUGUUACUCCUGAUCAUCCGUUGCCAAAGUCAUUUCCGAAAGACGAAGAGGCUUUCUGUGGAUGCCUUAAGGAUCCUACAGCUGCUUGUUAUCUCAAUCAAGGCCUGCUUUUCUCUAGAUGAUAUUUGAUUUGUUCAUACUUUGUUCUGAGAGCGUAUGAGUAAAGAAUGAUUCAUUGACUCAAACCUUUGUAUACUCGUGAAGAUUUACUUAGCAUCAUUGUCAGCUUAAUCGAGACAAGGGAUUUCACUUUCAAAAA
Molecule: messenger RNA, 1746 nt
Organism: Raphanus sativus (radish)
Lineage: Eukaryota; Viridiplantae; Streptophyta; Magnoliopsida; Brassicales; Brassicaceae
Product: carboxyl-terminal-processing peptidase 2, chloroplastic
Exons: 13
Coding region: 77-1609 (510 amino acids)
Biological process (GO): proteolysis
Molecular function (GO): serine-type peptidase activity; protein binding; endopeptidase activity
Source: RefSeq, a predicted model, not a curated record